GUCAUGUUGGACACGCUCACCUUCCUCCUGGAGAGACUCUUCCUCCUCGCCCACAUCAAGUUGUCCAGCCUGCUGCCACCUCUGGGCAGGGAGCGCGGAGACUCGCCGCUCACCAGCCGCAGUGACCGGGACGAAUCUCCUCCGCAGAGGUUGCAGCGGGGAGACCUGCUGGAGGUCCCUCGGACGCUCUUUGUCCAUUUCGGCAUCUACCUGGGCGACAACCGCGUGGCGCACCUCAUCCCGGACAUCCUGCCGGUGCUGACCGCUGACAGCCGGCAGAUCCAGGAGAUGGUGACCAACACACGGCUGCUGCUCGGGGUGCUCUCCAAGCGCGCCAGCAUUCGGGUGGACUCAGUGGAGGACUUCGCGUACGGAGCCGAGAUCCUGCGCAACGCCAUGGACCGGACAGUGCACCGGAGUCCGCUGACGGGGGAGGAGGUGGCCCGGCGGGCGGAGCGCCUAGUGGGCAGCGUGUCCUACAGCCUGCUGUGGAACAACUGCGAGCACUUCGUCACAUACUGUCGCUACGGCGUGGCGGAGAGCCUGCAGACCGAGGAGUUCUGUGAGUGGCUGAAGUCGCUGAUCCGAGACCAGCGUGUCAUCGUCCUCACGAUGCUGCUGGGCCUCCUGUCCAUGGCGUGUUUAGGAAUAUCGUCCAGCACCGCCCUGCCCGCCCUCCUCAUCCCCUUCACCCUGUGGAUGGCUAGCUAGGCGCUUCGCCUGAGCUGCCAUGUUGGAAGACUGACCGAAAGGAAGCUGUUGUCUGCAAACACUUUCAAAAUAAUGACUGAACCUAAGUGCACUUGUAGCUCUUUCCUGCACCGUUUGCAGUGAUGCGUCUUACGUUUUGUGCUAAACAUAAGAAGUUCAUCUGCAGGUUUUGUUGUGAAGGAAUGAGUCCAGUAUGGCAGUGCGUGGCUUGUAACCAUUUCCCCAACAAUAACGUGACACUUCUGGAGACAAAACCACAGAUUUACUCAUAUUCAUGGCAUUUCACUAUUCAUAUUAUAAUAUUACAUUUUGUAAAUCUAUCUGCCUUAUGUCUUUUCAGCCUAGAGGGUCCAAAGAGACUCAGAACAA
This is a messenger RNA of Monopterus albus (swamp eel), 1080 nucleotides long. Its product is annotated as lecithin retinol acyltransferase-like. Gene Ontology annotation, biological process: vitamin A metabolic process; retinol metabolic process. The transcript is spliced from 2 exons. Bases 4 to 711 code for a protein of 235 amino acids. NCBI's taxonomy places the organism in Eukaryota, Metazoa, Chordata, Actinopteri, Synbranchiformes, Synbranchidae. Gene Ontology annotation, cellular component: rough endoplasmic reticulum. The record is from RefSeq and is a predicted model, not a curated record. Gene Ontology annotation, molecular function: phosphatidylcholine-retinol O-acyltransferase activity.